Messenger RNA from Astyanax mexicanus (Mexican tetra), 2568 nucleotides. RefSeq names its product placenta-specific gene 8 protein-like. The record is from RefSeq and is a predicted model, not a curated record. Bases 111 to 572 code for a protein of 153 amino acids. NCBI's taxonomy places the organism in Eukaryota, Metazoa, Chordata, Actinopteri, Characiformes, Acestrorhamphidae. The transcript is spliced from 4 exons.
GUCCAGAGAAACAAAUGAUCCUGCCGUGACGGACAAACCAGAACUCUCAGCAGCACGGGCAACACCAAGACCACAGGACCUCCUUCUGAAUUUGCUGUACGUAGUUGAUCAUGGCAGGGACAACUGUUGUAGUUCAGCCAGCACCAAAGGCUGUGCCUCGUGUCACUUUUUGGACUACUGGUCUGUGCGACUGCUGCCAGGACAUGAAUAACUGCUGCUUUGCAUUCUGGUGCUGUCCUUGCCAUGCUUGCUCCACAACAGAAAAAUUUGGUGAGAACAGAUGCCUGCCCCUGGUGGAUAUCUGCGGCCCAGCGGUGAUGGCGGCUUUUGGGGUCGCUAUUUGUGUGCCACCAGUGGCACUUUCCAUGAGGGUGGCAGUACGCUACAGAUACCAAAUCUCGGGUGACAUCUGUGAGGACAUCGCCAUUACCUGCUUCUGUGCUUGGUGCUCUUGGUGUCAGAUGAACAGAGAGAUAACGCAACGUCAACAACGUGCCAUGGUCAUCAGCAGCCAGCCGGUGGUCCCAGUCGUCACCACUCAGCCGGCGGCAGUAAUAGUCAGCGCAGUGUAGCCAACAGAGACUCACGUUUUCUCACACAAUUAAGAAUCACCAGCUGGCAUUAUCAAUAAUUCUCUCAUGGAAUAUGUUAUUUUUUUACUAAGUGGUGUGAUGUUCACAGGGUAUUUUGGAAAUAUAAAUUCUAAUAAUUACACUGUAAUUACACAAUGCAUAUACUAAAAUAUCAGUGCAGCACAUCAUAAACAUUAUACACGGUGAGCCAUUUAUAUGGAUGCACCUUAAUAAAAUGGGAAUGGUUGGUGAUAUUAGCUUCCUGUUUGUGGCACAUUAGUAUAUGGGAGGGGGGGGGACUUUUCAAGAUGGGUGGUGACCAUGGCGACUAUUUUGUAGUCGGCUAAUUUUAUUUUCUUCAGUGAGAAGAGGGUCAUGUGACACAACAAACUUAUUAAUAACAAUGGUGUGCUUGGUUUUAACAUAACUUUAUUCCUUUUUUAUGAGUUAUUUACAAGUUUCUGCCCACUUAUAAAAUGUGUUUAAAGUGCUGCUCAUUGUGUUCACACAGAAGAAAUGCCAGCACAGGCUUCCAGUAUCCGUAGUUUCAGGUGCUGCACAUCUUGUAUCUUCACAGCAUAGACCACUGCCUUCAGAUAACCCCAAAGAUAAAAGUCUAAGGGGGCAGAUCGGGAGACUUUGGGAGCCAUUCAACUGGCUCACAAUGACCAAUCAACUUUCCAGGAAACUGUUCAUCUAGGAAUGCCCGGACCUGACACCCAUAAUGUGGUGGUGCACCAUAUUGCUGAAAAAACUCAUCAUCAUCACAUCAUCAUGUAGCAAUUUCACAUAUCCAGUGGCCUUGAGGUUUCAUUGAUGAAGAAUGGUCCCACUACCUUUAUACCCCAUAUACCACCAAUUUUUGUGUUCCAGCAGUCUUGAAGUGAUCUAUCCAGUGUGGGUUAGUGUCAGACCAAUAGUGGUGGUUUUGUUUGUUAACUUUUUUCCAUUCACAUAAAAGUUUGUUUAAACUGAGGGUCCUGUUCCAAUUGUUGCUUUUACACAGAUCUGGGUCAUUCUUGAUGAGAAGCUGCAGCAGCUGGAGUUUGUAAGGGUGCCAUUUGUGAGUAGCUUAUAUCCGCCGAAGAGAUGUUCGACUGAUGCCACUCUCCACUGGCGGCGAGUGCUACGCUGUGGGCUCUUGCUGAAUAAAGCUAGCACAGCCACUGAUGUGUCUACGUUAGUCGCAGUUUUCAUGCGUCCACAUUUUGGCAAAUCCAACACUGAACCAGUUUCACGAAAACUGGGCAAGCUUUUUGCUAACUGUAGCAUGGGAGAUAGGCGGUCUCGUAGGGUGUCUUGCAUUAAAAUCUGCUGCAAUGACCCAGGUUCUGCGUUCACCAGACAUCAGCACAAUUUCUUUCCGCUCCUAACGUGUUAACCUCUGCGACGUGUUAAGGGCUGUAUACAAAGAGAAACUUGUAAAUAACUCAUGAAAGGAUAAAGUUAGGUUAAAACCAAGCACAACACGUUUUUCUUGUGAAAUUUGAUGAAGUUUGAUGUGUCACAUGACCCUUUUCGUAUUGAAAAAACUAAAGUUGGAUCCAAAAUGUCUUCAAGACUUCAAAAUGGUUAUGGUCACCACCCAUCUUGAAAACCUUUCCUUCUCCCAUAUACUAAUGUGCCACAAACAAGAAGUUGAUAUCACCAACCAUUCCCAUUUAAUUUAGGUGUAUCCAUUUAAAUGUCCCCUCCAAAUCCUAUAGAGCAUGCAUUUUACUUGCUAAAGAGGAGACUGAAAGGAGUAACCCCCCAAAACAAACACCAGCUGAAAGAAUCUAUGGUGAAAACCUGGAAAAGCAUCACAAAAGAGGAAUUCAAAUGUUUGGUGGUGUUGGUGAGUCACCGGCUUACUAAAUAUAUAGUCUUAAUUACUUACAUUUAUUUUAAGUAUUCUGUUCCAAUAUUUUUGUAAGAAAAAUGUGGGUUCAGACAGAAGGUGCUAUCUUCAAAACAGAUGUAAAUACAAAGCUGGAAAUAAAAGCUGAAAUGUUGA